This is a messenger RNA of Triticum turgidum subsp. durum (durum wheat), 1746 nucleotides long. NCBI's taxonomy places the organism in Eukaryota, Viridiplantae, Streptophyta, Magnoliopsida, Poales, Poaceae. The record is from the annotation of a GenBank genome assembly.
AUGUGCGGGGGGCUACCAUUGGCCAUAGUUAUCAUGGCUGGUCAUGUAGCCUGCAACCCAAACAAAUCAGAGGGCGAAUGGUUGAAGGUUUGCAAAUCUCUAUUUCCAGAGUCAGCAAAAGAUCAUGGGAAAUAUGGUGGGAAAGACCUUACCCAGGAGGAACUUGGUAGGAUUGUUAGUCAUUGCUACAAUGACAUGCCUGUUGACAUCAAGACUUGCUCUCUGUAUUUGAGCAUAUUUCCAAAGGGCCAGAAAAUCAGCAGUAAGCGUUUGACAAGGCGAUGGACAGCUGAAGGAUUCAUUGCUGAAAAGCAGGGGUUGAGUGUGGAGGAUGUUGCAGAUACAUAUUUCAGUCAUCUCAUAAGAAGGAAGAUCAUUCGACCAGUGGAGCACGGCAGUAACGGAAAGGUGAAGAAAUGCAUAGUCCACGACAUGGUUCUUGAGCACAUUGUAGCCAAGGCAAGUGAAGAGAAUUUCAUCACUGUGAUUGGUGGUAACUGGCUUAUGCAACUACCUAGCAGCAAGGUCCGUCGGCUGUCCCUCCAAGAAAGCGAUUCCAAAUGCGCUAAUGAUACAGAGAAGAUGAACCUGUUUCAUGUCCGCUCACUGACCAUGUUUGGAAGUUUGAACCAACUGCCUUCCCAUUCUUUCAAGUUUGGAAUUGUACAAGUCCUGGAUCUUGAGGGCUGCACUGGUUUCAAAGCGCAUCAUACAGAGGAGAUAUGCAAAAUGCUUCUUCUUAAGUAUCUCAGCCUUCGAAGAACUGACACUAAACAGCUUCCAAAAGCGAUUGGGAAGCUUGAGAACCUCGAGACUCUGGACAUUAGAGAGACAAAUGUUGUUCAGUUGCCUAAAACUGUAUGCCUGCUUGAACGGCUGGUAAACAUACUUGGUGGGGAUAAAAGAAUAAGAAGGGCAUUGAAGCUUCCUGAAGAGUUAAAUAAGAAGAAGAAAAUGAAGGCCUUACGCAUACUGUCAGGGAUUGAGAUUGUUGGGGGAUUGGCGGACCUUCAUCAUUUGACUGAGCUGAGGAAGCUUGCCAUCUACAAGCUCAGCACCAUGAGCGAUGAUCCGAGUUUCAAAGAGUUGAGCUCCUCAAUCGAGUACCUUGGGGGCUACUCUCUGCACACCCUCAUAAUUGACGAUGAGUCAGCCAAGUUUAUCAAUUCAUUGGAUGAUCUGUCAUCACCACCAAAAUUCCUCGUUGCCCUUGAGUUAUCUGGCAAGAUGGUUCAGCUCCCCGGCUGGAUCACACAACUCAGUGCCCUCACCAAGCUAACCCUUUCAGUAACAGCUCUCCGGACAGAUAACCUGCUGCUCCUUAGUAAUCUAGAGGCACUGUUCUCCCUCACCUUCUCAUUUAGGGCAGAAAAGCAGGAUUCAGAAACACUGACUAUUCUGGCGGAAAACAAGCUGUCCUCUGAUGGGGAGAUCACAAUUCCAGAUGUUGGUUUCAGGAGUCUUAAGCUUCUUCGCUUCUUUGCUCCUCUCUUGCCGGUACUGACCUUUUCUGAGAAAGCCAUGCCAGAGCUGGAAAGGCUUGAGCUACGGUUUAGCAUGCUGGAGGGCAUUUGUGGCGUGGAAAACCUUGCAGGUCUCAAGGUGGUGCACCUGACAUUAGAGGACAAAGAAGGUGAACAUAUGACGAAAGAGGUGCAACGAGAGAUCGAGAGAGCAGUGAAGAGGACUGAUGGAAAGGCGCCGAGGAUAAUCCUCUCAGAUAUUUUCACACUAUUGGUGCUUUAA